AUGCAUCUUUCUGUUCAUCUCGAGAAUGGUCAAAGAAUUUACUUCACAACUGAUAAUGCCUCAGAAAAAGUUCAGAACCCUAAUAGUACUACACUUUUAGGAUUCUUUGAGCUAUGUAAAAAUGAUUCUUUUGCAAGAACGCUUUUGUAUAGUGAAGUUCCAGCUUAUUUUAUUUGGAAAAAUAACAAGUUUAGCCGAAGAAAGCAAGGAAAGGGUGUCUCAGGUCAUCCAGGAGUCAAACAAGAUCAUGUGAUUGGGAGAGUCUAUACUGUACACCCUAACAAUGCUGAAUGCUAUUACUUGCGACUAUUACUUCAUGAAGUACGUGGACCGACUUGCUUUAAUGAUCUCAAAACAGUGUCUGGAGUAGUUCAUCCAUCUUAUCAAUCUGCCUGCCAAGCUCUUGGGUUGUUGGAAGAUGACACUCAUUGGGACCGAACUCUAGAAGAAGCCGCUAUUAUUGAUUCUCCACAAAAAAUCCGUCAACUAUUUGCUGUUUUAUUAGUGUUUUGUCAGUUAGCUGACCCGUUAAAACUUUGGGAAAUACAUAAGGACAGUAUGUCGGAAGAUUUGAAAAGACAAUUGGUAAAUGAUUACCCAGAGAUUGAUAUUGAAACCAUUGUGGACGUUGUUCAUAACAAAUGCUUAGUGCUGCUAGAACAGGUCGUCUUUUCGAUGGGUAACCAUUCACUUCAUCAGUUUGGACUUCCUUCACCAUCUCACGAUGCGAGUGAAUUAAUUGUUAAUCGUGAUUAUCUGAGAGAACUGUCUUAUGACGUAGAACAGCUAUCUAAAUUAGUUUAUCACAACAUAACAAAGCUUAAUCCUGAACAAAGUCAAGUUUAUUACGAAGUUAUAAGAAGUGUUGAUUCAGAUUCUGGACGUGUUUUUUUCUUGGAUGCUCCUGGUGGAACAGGAAAAACGUUUUUAAUGAAUCUGUUGCUAGUUAGCGUAAGAAUGCACAAAAAAAUAGCGAUUUCUGUCGCUUCCUCUGGAAUAGCAGCUACUUUGUUGGAUAGUGGAAAGACCGCUCACUCUGCUUUUAAACUUCCUAUCAACUUAAAUUUUUCUGAAAGUCCUUUAUGCAACAUUUCAAAGCAAAGUGAUGCAGCACAUGUACUUAAGGAAUGCAAGUUAAUUGUUUGGGAUGAAGCUACAAUGGCUCACAAGGGAGGAGUAGAAGCAUUGGAUAGAACUCUCCAGGACAUCAGGAGUAGUAAUCGCCUAAUGGGUGGGAUGACCGUCUUACUGGCUGGGGACUUCAGGCAAACACUACCUGUUGUUCCUCGAGGAACUCGUGCUGAUGAGGUGAGGGCCUGCCUUAAAUCAUCCUACCUAUGGCCUAAAAUCCAAGUGAAAUCCUUACGAGUCAACAUGAGAGUGUACCUUAGAGGCGAUCCUGAGGCAGAGGAUUUUUCCAACUUACUCCUUCAAAUAGGAAAUGGAGAUUUACAAGAAGAUGAUGAUAGGAAAGUGAACAUUCCAAACAAUUUGUGUUCAGUCGUCAAGGAUCUAAAAAGUUUGAGUGAGCAAAUAUAUCCGAAUUUAAAUAUUUUACAUUCAGAAAACCUGACUUGGCUGAACGAAAGAGCCAUUCUUACACCAAAGAAUGACACUGCAGCAAGCAUCAACGACUCCUUAUUGGACCAGUUUCCUACUGAAACGGCGAAAUAUUCAUCUGUGGACUCUGUUGUGGAGUUGGAUGAUGUAGUUAAUUACCCUGUAGAGUUCUUUCACACUUUAGAUCCACUAGGAAUUCCACCUCACAAUCUAUGUUUAAAAGUUGGAGCUCCAAUAAUGCUAUUGCGUAACCUUAUACCUCCAAAACUUUGUAAUGGCACACGACUUCGGGUAAAGACCUUCCAUAAACAUGUAAUUGAAGCAACUAUCUUUACAGGCUGCGGUAGGGGAGAAACAGUUUUUCUACCAAGAAUACCUUUAAUUCCAUCUGACUACCACUUUCAAUUCAAACGGCUACAGUUUCCCAUAAAGGUAUGUUGUGCCAUGACAAUUAAUAAAGCUCAAGGACAGUCUUUGAAAAUGGCAAGAGUGGAUUUAAGGAAUGACUGUUUCUCCCAUGGCCAAUUAUACGUAGCCUGUUCACGUGUAAGCUCUCCUGAUAUUCUGGUAAUACUGCUUCCCGAAGGAAGAACCAAAAAUAUUGUAUACAAGGAGGUACUAUAA
Molecule: messenger RNA, 2184 nt
Organism: Metopolophium dirhodum (rose-grain aphid)
Lineage: Eukaryota; Metazoa; Arthropoda; Insecta; Hemiptera; Aphididae
Exons: 1
Coding region: 1-2184 (727 amino acids)
Biological process (GO): telomere maintenance; DNA repair
Molecular function (GO): DNA helicase activity
Source: RefSeq, a predicted model, not a curated record